Helianthus annuus (common sunflower) is the source of this 4073-nucleotide messenger RNA. RefSeq names its product DExH-box ATP-dependent RNA helicase DExH15 chloroplastic. Gene Ontology annotation, molecular function: ATP binding; RNA helicase activity; nucleic acid binding. The coding region runs from base 3 to 3569 and encodes 1188 amino acids. Gene Ontology annotation, cellular component: Ski complex. The record is from RefSeq and is a predicted model, not a curated record. The transcript has 18 exons. Gene Ontology annotation, biological process: nuclear-transcribed mRNA catabolic process, 3'-5' exonucleolytic nonsense-mediated decay. Lineage: Eukaryota; Viridiplantae; Streptophyta; Magnoliopsida; Asterales; Asteraceae.
AAAUGUUAUUGUUGUACACAACCGUACGCCACAACCUCAUCCAUCCCGCCAUGAACAACAUACUCUCAUCUCCUUCUUCAUCUUCUUCAAUCUCCCCCCUUCAAAACCCUAAUUUUCAAAUCUCUCUCCACCAUUAUUACUUCAACCUCAAAUCUCACUCUCCAAACAUCCUCCCUUUCACUUUCCACAGAUCCUUUCAACCUCUCCACCACUGCAAUUUUCACUUCAAUGUUCGGUGCAGUUACAAGCUACCGAGAUCGAAUCUGCCAGUAGGCGAGUCUCCGGUGGUUUCGGAUACGGAAGAAGAUGACGAAGAAGACGAUGAGGAAGCAGCGGCAGAGUACGAAGUGGAUGCGGAGUUUAGUGAGGCGAUUGAGGCGGAUAGUGACGAUGAGGUUGAGGCUGAGAGUGAUGAGAAUGUUGUUGUUGUAGAACAAUCUAGGUUUGAGGAGUUUAAGUGGCAGAGGAUUGAGAGGAUUCGGAAUGAUGUGAGAGAGUAUGGUGAUGGAAUUUUGGAUGUUGAUGAGCUUUCUUCGGUUUAUAACUUCAGGAUUGAUAAGUUUCAGCGGUUAGCAAUUCAAGCUUUUCUGAGAGGUUCUUCAGUUGUAGUUUCGGCACCCACAAGUGCGGGUAAAACUCUGAUUGCUGAAGCUGCAGCUGUUGCUACAGUAGCUAGAGGGAAAAGAUUGUUCUAUACUACUCCUCUCAAGGCACUAUCUAAUCAGAAAUUCCGCGAGUUUUGUGAUGCAUUUGGUGAAGACAAUGUUGGUCUUCUCACUGGAGAUUCUGCCAUUAACAGGGACGCACCGGUUCUAAUUAUGACCACUGAGAUCCUUCGGAACAUGUUAUAUCAGAGUGUCGGAAUUAUGUCAUCGGAAAGUGGACUUUUCAACGUUGAUGUGAUUGUUCUGGAUGAAGUACACUAUCUUAGUGACAUAUCGCGGGGUACAGUCUGGGAAGAGAUAGUUAUAUAUUGUCCAAAAGAAGUUCAGCUUAUAUGCUUGUCAGCUACAGUAGCAAAUCCAGAUGAGUUAUCUGGUUGGAUUAAUCAGAUUCAUGGAAAAACCGAGCUAGUAACAUCAACAAAACGUCCGGUUCCUUUAAAUUGGCACUUUUCUACCAAAUCAGCUUUGCUUCCCCUUCUCAAUGAAACGGGAACCGGCAUGAAUAGGAAGUUAUCAACCAAUUAUCUGCAACUUAAUUCCUUGGGAGGCACGUCAUACGAGGAAGAACGGCCGAGAAGGAGGAACUCAAGAAAGUAUGAAAACGAUGUAUCACCUUCUUCAAAGAAUGACAAAAGCAACAUUCGGCGUUCACAGGUUCCGCAAGUUAUAGAUACAUUAUGUCACCUUAAAACAAGGGAUAUGCUGCCUGCAGUGUGGUUUAUCUUUAGCCGAAAAGGGUGUGAUGUGGCAGUUCAGUAUCUCGAAGACUGCAAGCUUUUAGACGAGUGCGAAAUGAGCGAAGUUGAUCUGGCCUUAAAACGGUUCAGACUCAAGUAUCCAGACGCCGUUAGGGAAUCAGCCGUGAAAGGGAUACUUAGAGGCGUUGCAGCUCACCAUGCCGGCUGUUUACCUCUUUGGAAGUCUUUUAUAGAAGAAUUGUUUCAGAAAGGACUUGUUAAAGUCGUUUUCGCUACCGAAACACUUGCGGCUGGGAUCAACAUGCCUGCACGGACGGCUGUGAUUUCAUCACUCAGCAAGAGGAGUGAAAGUGGGCGGAUCCAGUUAACCACCAACGAGCUGCUUCAAAUGGCGGGCCGGGCUGGGCGAAGAGGCAUAGAUAAAACGGGCCAUGCGGUUGUUGUUCAGACUCCGUAUGAAGGAGCUGAAGAAUGUUGUAAACUUCUUUUAGCUGGGUUACAACCGCUUGUUUCGCAGUUUACUGCUUCGUAUGGAAUGGUUCUCAAUCUUCUUGCGGGUGCAAAAGUUACUCAGAUACCGAAUGAAGGAGAUGGUACGGUUGUUUCUAGAACAGGACGAACCCUAGAGGAAGCAAGAAAGUUAGUUGAGCAGAGUUUCGGAAAUUACGUUGGGAGUAACGUUAUGCUUGCUGCUCAAGAUGAACUUAAUAAGAUACAAGACGAGAUUCGGAUUUUGACUUCUGAAAUUAGUGAUGAAGCUAUUGACAGGAAGAGCAAGAGUAUUUUAUCGAAAUCAGCAUACAAAGAAAUGGCAGAUUUGCAGGAAGAGCUCAGAGCAGAAAAACGUGUUCGAACAGAGCUGCGUAGAAGAAUGGAAAUGGAAAGAAUGUCUUCUUUGAGACCGUUGCUGCAAACAUUGGAUAACGGACAUUUACCUUUUUUGUGUUUGCAUUAUCAUGAUAAUGCUGGGACUAAACAUUUGGUCCCUGUUGUUUAUUUAGGCGAUGUUGAUUCUAUGCAUGGUUCAAAACUUAAAAAUAUGGUUGUUGAGAACGAUUCUUUUGCUAUAAAAAUAAUAUCUGUAGAUGGUGUUGACCUUGAAAGUCAACUUACUACAAGGCCAUCUUAUUAUGUGGCUCUUGGUUCCGAUAACACAUGGUAUCUUUUCACGGAGAGGUGUAUUAAGACGGUGUAUAGAGCGGGUUUCCCCAAUACUGCUUUGAAUAACGGUGAUGCUUUACCUCGGGAAAUCAUGGCCGCCCAUCUUGAAAAGAUGGAGAUGCAGUGGCAGAAGCUUAGUCACACCGAACUUGGAGCUAUUUGGUGUAUGGAAGGGUCGUUAGAGACAUGGUCAUGGAGUUUAAAUGUGCCGGUUUUAAGCAGUCUUUCUGAGGAUAACGAGGUUGUGCAAUAUUCGCAAGCAUACUACGAUGCAGUAGAAUCUUACAAGAAUCAGAGAAACAAAGUUUCUCAAUUGAAGAAAAAAAUAGCUAAAACAGAAGGCUUUAAAGAAUAUAAAAAAAUAGUGGAUGUGGCUAGGUUCACCGAGGAAAAGAUCCAACGGCUUAAAGCUAGAUCAAAUCGUUUAAUGACUCGUUUAGAGCAGAUUGAACCAUCUGGCUGGAAGGAGUUUACGCAGGUGAGCAAUGUGAUACAUGAGAUAAGGGCUUUAGAUAUUAAUACCCAUGUGAUAUUUCCUCUUGGUGAAACCGCUGCUGCUCUUCGAGGCGAAAACGAGCUAUGGAUUGCAAUGGUUCUUAGAAAUAAAAUUUUGUUUAAUCUUAAACCGCCACAGUUAGCUGCUGUGUGUGGAAGCAUUGUUUCUGAAGGAAUCAAGGUGAGACCUUCCAAAAAUAACAGUUAUAUUUAUGAACCUUCUAGCACCGUUUUAGAAGUAAUCAACUUUCUAGACGACCAGAGAAGAUCGCUCUUACAACUUCAAGAAAAGCAUGAUGUAAAGAUACCUUGCUGUUUAGAUAGCCAGUUUUCUGGUAUGGUAGAAGCAUGGGCAUCUGGUCUGACCUGGAGGGAAAUGAUGAUGGAUUGUGCAAUGGAUGAAGGAGAUUUAGCUCGCUUGCUACGUAGAACGAUCGAUGUGUUGGCACAGAUUCCCAAAUUGCCUGAUAUUGACCCUCAAUUACAAAGAAACGCAAUAGCUGCAUCUGGUGUGAUGGAUCGUCCACCAAUAAGUGAACUUGCAGGAUGACAUUUGUAGGCUGACCAACUUCUAUUCAACUCAUUUUGUGCCAUUAAGUCACAAUGUCUGUGAAAUGACCCUUUACCCUUGAAAGAUGAAAUUACCCUCAGUGACAUGUCACAGUUUUAUGGGGUAAAAUUAGAAGGGUGCAACAGUAGUUCUGCUACCAGAAUCUGGGACUCAUGCUAUAAUUACAGUUUAUAUUGUGUAUUUGAUUAUUACCACCGGGAACGGGUGAUUAGUGGAUGCUCUAUCGUUGACAAAACAAAUACUUCAAUAUCAUAUCUGCUGAAAUCCUCACUGAAGAAUGAACCCACUUCUAAGAGGAGCACUAGGCAUAAAAAUGGAAGGUGAUUCAGUGCUUGUAGCAUUAAGUGUAUGCUAUAUUUGAACUUAAUUGGCAGUUAUACUCCAUUGUCUCAUUAAUCAAAUUGUAUAUUCGAGUAACUGAAAUAACUGAACUGUUUGAAACCAAUCAGCUAUGGAAAUCCAAAUUUAAAAACAUUAGUAUUA